GGUGGAUGGUUGAAUUAUUUUGUAGCUCACAUAAUGGGCGGACCUGAGUAGCCGGCGUAUUUUUAAUUUGUGAGUCUGUUAUUUUGUCUUGCCUUUGUCUAUUUUCUUUUGCUAUCCCAGUGGCUUCAGACGACCUGUCUGACCGAGGAGAACACAUUUCAGAAAAGGAGUACAGAGGUCAUGGCUGCAACAGUUAGCCUGGAGCUGGACCCAAUCUUUCUCAAAGGGUUGGGAUACCUCAAUUCGAAAAGCAGAGAUUCCGCUGACAAACUUAAGGCUCUAUUGGAUGAAUCCUUAGCCAGAGGGAGUGACUCCAGCUAUCGGACUUCACCAAAGGAAGUGGAAAUUGCCAAGGUAUCUGUCACGAAAGUGAACGUGAGCAAACAAGAUCCGAAACAAAAAGGCACUUCUGGUUCAUCUCUAUUGAGCAGCAAUAAUGGCAAAUCCGGAAGCUUUGAGAAGAGCAAAAAGGAGAGCGAAAAGAAACCUGCAGAAAAGGUGAAGGUAGAUCCUGGUGAUGGGGUGGACCCACCAAAGAAACCUCGACUGGAGAAACAGGAGAACCGAUCCUCUCCGAUCACGGUUCCGGCCAGUAAAGACCUCAGCCUGCCUUACCUGUCCAGCUUUGACGAGACCAGUGCUGACGACUUCGCCAUGGAGAUGGGACUGGCCUGCGUGGUUUGUCGGCAGAUGACGGUGACGUCAGGAAACCAGCUUGUGGAGUGUCAGGAGUGUCAUAACCUGUACCACCAGGACUGUCACAGGCCUCAGGUGACCGAUAAGGAUGUGAACGACCCGCGGCUGGUGUGGUACUGUGUCCGCUGCACCAGGAAGAUGAAGCGUAUGACGCAGAAGGCCCCACAGAAAGCGGCCACUGUGCCAGUCUCGGUGGCCCCCGUGGUGAAGGACACGCUGGUGAAAAAGCCAGAACUCAAACCCAAACCGGACACAGCCAGCACCUUCCAGGCAUUCAAGAGGACAGAGGUCAAGGCGUCUGCAGCGGUAUCGGUGAGCCCCUCCGGCGGUAACCCCUCCCUGCAGUCCUCCAGCGGCCUCACAGGCUGGGCUGCCUUCGGUGCCAAGACCUCCACUGCCAGCAGCAAGCUGGGCCCAGCCACCCAAAGUGCCGGGGGAAGGUCCAGCCCGGCUGCCCAAAGCGCCGGCGGAAGGUCCAGCCCGGCCUCCUCCGCACAGAAGCCAGCCGCGGGGCUGUCCGGAGCCAAGGCCGGCCUGGGGGCCAAGGGGCCGGGGGCCGGCGGGAGCUCCCCCAGCCAGACCCCGCUGAAGCCCCCGCCCCCCCUGACCCUGGGGAAGCCCGGACUCAACCGCUCGUCCAGCAACGACGGAACGGGCAAAGGGCUGGGGGCCGGGGCCUCUGGGGGCAGUGCAGCCAAGGCCAGCGGAGAGGCCUCCGCAGGCAGCAAGAACCCCACCUCCCAGGAGUCUCAGCUCAACGCCAUGAAGCGCCUGCAGAUGGUGAAGAAGAAGGCCGCACAGAAGAAGAGUGGAGCUGGAGGACUUUACUGAGAGACUGUGACACAGCGCUUCUUUUUCUGUUUUCUAUUAUCUGGACUAAUAUACACAAGGAAAAAAGCGCUUUAAUUCCUCUGUGGCAAGGUGUGCUUCAUUUAUUCUCAUGGAUGAAGCUGGCUUUUGUGUCAUUGAAAUAUAUAUUUUUUGUGGGGGAAAGGAACAUUGAAUAAAUAGCUUAUUUUUUAA
Molecule: messenger RNA, 1719 nt
Organism: Conger conger (European conger)
Lineage: Eukaryota; Metazoa; Chordata; Actinopteri; Anguilliformes; Congridae
Gene: ints12
Product: integrator complex subunit 12
Exons: 7
Coding region: 181-1527 (448 amino acids)
Biological process (GO): snRNA 3'-end processing
Cellular component (GO): integrator complex
Source: RefSeq, a predicted model, not a curated record